AUGGAAGCCGUGCUCAAUCAAGCUGGGCUUCCAAGACCAGGAGCACCGCCGACAAGAAUAUCGCCGUCAGAAACUGAUGCCGCCUCCGUCUCCGUGUUUGCAGGCCCGGCCAUACCAAACAGCACAGUCCCGAUAACGAACCACCGACUUGAUGCGCCGCAAGCUGCAGCCAGUCAUGUUCCGUCAGAUCAUCCCAUGGGUGAUGAAGCGGUAUUGUCGGCGCCUAAUUCAAGAAGCAGUCAGACACCCGUCCCUCAGCCUCGAGAGAUCCCCGAACCGCCGUCACAACUUUCGGGGAAGAUGCCAGUUUUUGCCGUAAUUGCAAGCCGUAUGAGAGAGGUCAAUUCCGCCUCUUACUGCUCUACAUUCAACAGACAAGUCUUCACUCCUCGACUCGAAAGGGAGGAAGCCAUCACUAUUUUGAUGCCUCUGUACGACGACGUCAUCAGCAAUUACCCGCUUUUGAACUUUCAUUACUUCGUGCGUCAUUUCGAAACAUUACCGGAAGCGGAUGACACUUUCAAUAGUACGUCGGGAUGGGCAUACAUGAACGCCGUCAUCUCUGUAGGGACGCGGUGGAAAACCAUCAACAGCGCGUUCCAAGAAGUUUGUCAACUUGCCUGGCCUUUCUUCAAAAAUGCAUUUUCUGUCCUGACAGAGCUGAUGGUGAAGGGUGGCGACUUGCUCUCUGUACAGGCCAUUGUCGCCAUGGCGGUUUUCAUGCAAGGAACUACAUGCACCAGAACUGCGACUCUGCUAUCUUCUGCGGCAGUGAGACUGUCUCAAAACAUCGGGCUACAUCGGCAGCCUUGUACAAUGAUGUCCAUGUGUGCUCAGGAUGUUGAAGCACGGAGUCGGGUGUUCUGGGCGGCCUACAUACUGGAUAAAGAAACGGGUCUCAACCAUGGCCUGGAUUCGAUACAAGACGAUGACGACAUUGAGACUGAAUUGCCCAGCGGUUGGGGAGAAGGUGUUGACAUAUUGAACCUCAGAGCGAAGCUUGCGAUGGUAGAGUCUUCAAUCCGAAGACGAUUGUACACGGCGAAAGGACUCCGCCUUACCGACGCCGAUCUGGUUAAGGCCAUCAUCGAUUUAGAUGCUCUCCUUGAAGAGUGGAGAUCAAGUAUGCCCGCAAACCUCCAGCCAUCAUAUGAAGCCCCUGCAUUGGGGUCAGACAUUGCACCAGACAUCCUCAACCUGCAGUUGGCAUUCUAUAGGUGCACAAUGAUGGUCCACUGGGCGGCUAGACGGCAUGACCAAUACUCGACUGUAGCUGUUCUCAUGGGAACGCCCGCUGGUUUCGAAAUGCCCUACAUUCAGCUGUCCUUUUCGCAGAAGCGAUGCCGCAUGGCGGCGCACGCGACCUUGGGAUUAUUCAGGACCAUUUCAACGCCCCAAUAUGCAGACCUAUGGCGAAUCUUGUGCUACCCCCUUUGCGCAAGCAUUACUCUUUUGACGGAUGUGCUCGAGACUCCAGGCUCUGCUCGUGCUCGAGGGGACUUAGCAGCAACAAGGAAUUUCGCCCAUUUCCUUCAAAAGUUUGAAAAAUCUGAAGGUUGCGACUUGAAGCGUGUCUUGACGGCGUGCGCCAUGAUGCAACGGACAGCGCAAUAUGCCGUCGAUGAUGCCCAGAAUAUAAUGCGCGCCCAGAAUUUGGUCGGCAACAACGGCGGUGGUGUGCCACUCAUCCCGGGUUUUAGUCUCGGUGAAGAUGCACAGGUUUUGCAAUCUUUGCUCGGCACGGCAACACAUCCGAUGUAUCUCGUCCAAGGACUGAUGGGGAACUUGCCCAACCGAGACCAGAAUCUCACAAUGAGGCUUGCGCAACUUCUUGGUACUCCCUUUGAGAGUGGCAAGCCUGGUAGCCCACUCGGAUCUCAACCUUUACAACCGGAGACGUACGGUUUUGGGUUUGGUCAAGGCCAGGCUGGUAAUGACCCGACGGCCAACUGGUCUUGA
Colletotrichum paranaense is the source of this 1959-nucleotide messenger RNA. RefSeq lists its product as uncharacterized. The record is from RefSeq and is a predicted model, not a curated record. Gene Ontology annotation, biological process: DNA-templated transcription. The transcript has 3 exons. Gene Ontology annotation, molecular function: zinc ion binding; DNA binding. Bases 1 to 1959 code for a protein of 652 amino acids. Lineage: Eukaryota; Fungi; Ascomycota; Sordariomycetes; Glomerellales; Glomerellaceae.